AUGGCUCGACGUCGGCAAAUCAAAGCCACCGUAGUCGAUAGGAGUAGGGAUUUAAUAAGUCCUCUGCCGGUAGAGAUAAAGCACAGAAUUUUGGAGUGUUUGCCCACCCGAGACGCUGCCAGAACUGCUGUACUAUCAACCCACUGGAAUGAUGUUUGGUUGCAACAUGGGAGGCUUGCGUUCGAUUAUGACUUCAUAUAUAGUGUCGAACAGGGCGACGAUGAUAAUUAUGACUUCAUAUAUAGUGUCGAACAGGGCGACGAUGAUAAAGGCAGAACUCUCGUUGAUGUCGAACAGGGCGACGAUGAUAAAGGCAGAACUCUCGUUGACAUAAUAAAUAAUAUUCUCCUUUUCCGUGCUGGACCGGUUAAGAAAUUUACUCUAUAUGUUGAACAUUGUUAUCGGCAGUCUGAUUUGGAUAGGUGGUGUCUUUUUCUAUCAAGAAAUGGUGUGGAGGAGCUUAUCAUAAAAUUUUGUAAUUGUGGAGAGGAUGAAUAUAAGCUGCCAUUUUGUAUACUCUCGUGCCAGACAAUUAAGCAAAUGAGUGUCGACGGUCCCUUUAUUGAUUUUCCUGUAAAUAAUGUUGGUGGUAUAUUUUCCAAUGUCACUUCAUUAUUUUUCUCGAGUGUUGAAUUUAGGCUCAAUGUUAAUGGAACUGCCUCUAGUAUUAGUAUUAGUAUUCCUAACCUUGAGAAGCUGUCUUUCUUUAAUUGUGUUGGGAUCAAUAAAUUUGAGAUCAGCGCUUCAAAACUUGAAAGGUUGUCUGUUCGUUAUUUUGUGCAUGACGUGGUUGAAUCAAGAUGGUUGGCACCACAUUUGAAAGCAAUUAAGAGUCUUUGGUUGUGUGGCUCUUCCUUGUUGUAUGUGGACGCAUCUUUGUUUGCAACUACAAUAAAUCUCCAAGUACUAGGGCUGUAUGAAUUACGUUUUAGUUGUGCGAAGCAGCUCACCACUGCUAUGCAAUUGCUUCAAAAAUGCCCCAACGUAUGUGAACUGGGAAUUAGGGCUUAUCAGGAAGUAAGCAAAUUUGAUGAUGAAGCAACUUCAAGACUUUUGAAGGAUCCAGAUGGUUGCUUUAUUGUUCAGGAUCUAAAGAUGCUUAACACAAUCAAGAUUGAAUCAUUUAGGGGAUCCACAGUCGAAAUACUUUUUGUAAAAAUGCUGCUCUCAAAAUCCCCCGCACUAGAGAAAGUUGUUAUUAUGGAAUCUUGUUUUAUUGACACAUCUGUAGCUGUCAAAAGCCUAAGGGAGUUGUUGCGUUUUCCUCGUGCAUCUCUAAAAGCCCAAAUUGUUUGCAUGGAACACAAGGGAGCCAUGUCUGGUUGGGCCAUGGGCGAAUUGUGA
Molecule: messenger RNA, 1344 nt
Organism: Ipomoea triloba (trilobed morning glory)
Lineage: Eukaryota; Viridiplantae; Streptophyta; Magnoliopsida; Solanales; Convolvulaceae
Product: F-box/FBD/LRR-repeat protein At1g13570-like
Exons: 3
Coding region: 1-1344 (447 amino acids)
Molecular function (GO): protein binding
Source: RefSeq, a predicted model, not a curated record